Messenger RNA from Lachancea meyersii CBS 8951, 2328 nucleotides. The record is from the annotation of a GenBank genome assembly. NCBI's taxonomy places the organism in Eukaryota, Fungi, Ascomycota, Saccharomycetes, Saccharomycetales, Saccharomycetaceae.
AUGAAGUUCUAUAUCGAUGACUUGCCCGUCAUUUUUCCCUAUCCGAAAAUAUAUCCGGAGCAGUACCAGUACAUGUGCGACAUCAAGAAAACUCUCGAUGCCGGAGGAAACAGUAUACUAGAGAUGCCUUCCGGGACUGGUAAGACAGUCUCUCUACUUUCCUUGGCCGUAGCAUAUCAAACGCACUAUUCAGAGCAUCGCAAAGUUAUCUACUGCUCCCGUACAAUGUCGGAAAUCGAGAAGGCAUUGGUAGAAUUGGAAUCGUUGAUGGACUAUAGGGCCAAAGAACUGGGACAUAGAGAGCAUUUCCGAGGCCUGGGUUUGACCAGUAGAAAGAACCUGUGCUUGCAUCCAAAGGUACGUAAAGAGAGAAAGGGCACGGUGGUAGAUGAAAAAUGUCGGCGUAUGACCAAUGGCCAGCAAAAACGUAAACUUGAGCAGGACCCUAAUGCCAACGUCGAGCUUUGCGACUUCCACGAAAAUCUCUACAGCAUGGAGCCCGAAAACUACGUUCCUGUCGGUGUGUUCUCGUUUGAAAAACUGAUAAAAUACUGUGAAGAAAGGACAAUGUGCCCGUAUUUCACAGUCCGUAGGAUGAUCUCCAUGUGCAAUAUCAUGAUCUACUCAUACCACUAUCUACUUGAUCCCAAGAUCUCUGAGAGGGUAUCUAGAGAAGUUUCCAAGGAUGCAAUUGUGAUCUUCGACGAAGCCCACAACAUCGAUAACGUUUGCAUUGAGUCUCUCUCGCUGGAUCUGACGAAUGACGUUCUGAAACGUGCCACCAAAGGUGCGAAUGACUUGACGGAUAAAAUUCACGAGGUAAGGCAAGUUGACUCUCAGAAGCUCCAAGACGAAUAUGAAAAACUAGUAAAUGGCCUCCGUGCCCCCGACAUGUUGGACGAAUCGGAAGAGCCACCAGUAGAAUCGCCAGUUCUUUCUCAAGAUUUACUGAAAGAGGCUAUUCCAGGUAAUAUACGAAGAGCAGAGCAUUUUGUUUCGUUUUUGAAGAGAUUCAUUGAGUAUCUAAAGACCAGGAUGAAAGUUCUACACGUCAUUUCCGAAACCCCGAACUCUUUCUUGCAACAUUUGAAGCAACUAACGUUCAUCGAGAAGAAACCUCUACGAUUUUGUUCUGAGCGUUUGUCGCUUUUGGUUAGAACUUUGGAAGUCUCGGACAUCGAGGAGUUUAACGCUCUCAAAGAUAUCGCGACAUUCGCCACCUUGAUUUCGACGUACGAAGAUGGGUUUACGCUUAUCAUCGAGCCGUACGAAAUUGAAAAUGCCGCCGUCCCCAAUCCCAUCAUGAGAUUUACAUGUCUCGAUGCAUCCAUCGCAAUCAAACCCGUAUUUGAGAAGUUUUCAUCUGUCAUUAUCACGUCCGGAACUAUAUCGCCGCUGGACAUGUAUCCAAAAAUGCUCGAUUUCGAGACCGUUCUGCAGGAGUCUUAUGCUAUGACAUUAGCAAAAAAGUCAUUUUUACCGAUGAUUGUUACGAAAGGGUCCGAUCAAGUUGCAAUCUCCUCGCGAUUCGAAAUAAGAAACGACCCCAGUAUUGUAAGGAAUUACGGAUCGAUGUUGGUGGAAUUCGCAAAGAUUACUCCUGACGGCAUGGUUGUUUUCUUUCCUUCCUAUUUGUACAUGGAAAGUAUCAUUUCGAUGUGGCAGACUAUGGGUAUACUGGACGAAGUUUGGAAAUAUAAACUUAUUUUGGUAGAGACACCAGAUGCGCAAGAAACAUCGUUAGCUCUAGAAACAUAUCGAAAAGCCUGUUCCAAUGGGCGUGGUGCUAUUUUGCUAUCAGUCGCGAGAGGGAAAGUCUCGGAGGGUAUCGAUUUUGACCACCAUUUUGGCAGGACUGUACUCAUGAUAGGUAUACCAUUUCAGUACACAGAAUCGCGUAUUUUGAAGGCUCGGCUUGAGUUUUUGAGAGAACAUUAUCAAAUAAGGGAGAACGACUUUCUUUCUUUCGACGCCAUGAGACAUGCAGCGCAGUGUCUAGGUAGAGUUUUGAGAGGUAAGGACGACUACGGAGUUAUGGUGCUGGCAGAUCGAAGAUUUGCGAGGAAGAAAAACCAACUACCAAAAUGGAUAGCGCAAGGAUUGUCGGAUGCUGACCUAAAUCUAUCGACAGAUAUGGCCAUUGCCAACACAAAACAGUUCUUAAGGACUAUGGCUCAACCUACAGACCCCAAGGACCAAGAGGGUGUUUCGCUUUGGAAUUAUGAGCAACUCAUAAAGUACCAGAACGAACAUCAGAAAAAAGGAGACGGUUUUGUCGUAACUUCAGAGGAGAAGAAGGAUAGUGAGGGAGAUGUUGCAAUGAUGUGA